Molecule: messenger RNA, 2652 nt
Organism: Penicillium antarcticum
Lineage: Eukaryota; Fungi; Ascomycota; Eurotiomycetes; Eurotiales; Aspergillaceae
Product: Zn(II)2Cys6 transcription factor
Exons: 5
Biological process (GO): DNA-templated transcription; regulation of DNA-templated transcription
Molecular function (GO): zinc ion binding; DNA-binding transcription factor activity, RNA polymerase II-specific; DNA binding
Source: RefSeq, a predicted model, not a curated record
AUGAGGAAUGUACAAACCAAGAGCAAUUCUUUAGACCCGCGGGGGGAUGAUAACAGUACUGUUUCUCCUUCGCAAAAUGUGAAGCGUGAUCGAGAUGGCCUAUCAAUCGAGCCCGAAACGAAGCGAACCAAGCGAGGAAAGUAUGCCUCGAGAGCAUGUGGGCAAUGUAAGCGUCGGAAAAUUAAGUGCGACGGCAAUGCUCCGUGCAAAUCAUGCGUUGCAAAGGGAUGUGAAUGUCAGCGUGAAGGGACUGACAUGAGAGGGAGAUGGCGGCAGCCUAAUGAAACUUCUGUACACAUGAGGUUUGACAUGACCAGUCCUACCAGAUACAAGCGAAUAUGUGCUACUUCUGCCCCUAGAGCAAAGAACCUGGACGCUCGGAAGGAUCAGCGUAAUGGUCUCUUACAAAGUGGGGAAUCAUCAGUAUUCCGCACUGAGAGGCACCAGGACCAAGAAGAUCAAAGCCCCAAGGAUCAGUCCGUCGAGCCUCAGCAUCUCUCAGAGGACACUCCAACAGGUAGCAAGCGGCCUCUUCAUCAUCACACGGCUUCACCCACAGUGCCAACCUUUUCCGGAGAGACCUCCCUAACCCAUAAUCUGACUGUUGUCGAAGGACGGCUAGAGCAGAUGGGCGUACGAUAUGCAAGGCUACGGUCUACGUCCCCAAACCAACCCUUCGCUUCUCGAUUAACUCCAUCUCCGUGCGAUUCACCAAAUACUAGACCCAGAAAUCAGACGCAGGGCUACAUAUACCAGCUUCAUGGUCCGCAUGGUAUAGUCCCGGACCGAAAGCAAUGGGACCAGCUUAUGCAUGUAUUUUGUGAUGAGGUGCACAUUUUAGUUCCCUUUCUGCAUUUACCUUCUCUAUGGGAAGCCUAUUCGAAAAUGUGGGAAAACUCCCGUGGCCCUGGAUCGAGUCAUUACUAUCGACAUGCUGAGUCGCGAUUCACCUUGGCACAUAUUCUACUAUGCUUGGCAAAUGGUAAAUGCGUGAUAUCAUCGCGCGUGAAGAGUCCCAAGGGACAUUAUUCCGCCGGUUGGAGCUUUUACAGAGCAGCCAGAGAUAUCUUCGGUGAUCUUCUCGAUGUCUUCAGCGAGUGUUCCAAUCAGAUACUCUUGCUCCAAACUAUAUUGUUAAUGGUUAUCUACCUUUUCCGCAUUGACGCACACGGCCCUGCCGAAAAGCUCUUGGCCCUUUCAAUAUCACACUCACAUCAUAUCGGACUCCAGCGAUACCAAGUGGUGGAGAAGUUGGGCAUCUUUGAAAGCGAAAUGGCUCGGCGUUUCUGGUGGUGCAUCUACCUCAUGGAUCGACGACUAGCUAUUGAAACAGGUCGCCCAUUCCUAAUCCAGGAUGUGAACGUUGACAUUGGUCUUCCGCGGACUGUGAGUGAUGAGUGGCUCAGUAGGUGUCGUGGAACUUCUCAUUUGAUACGUGCCGACGAUGCCACCAUUGAAAGGUCACACACAACUGUACCAUAUCUGAUUGCUAUGACCAGUUAUUCGAGAGUUAUUGGUAAAGUAUGGGAAGCCUUGUACGGUGCCUCUACCGCCCACUCCUCGCCAAGUUCAUUUCUCAAUGAAUACCUAGAGCUUUUGAUCACGCAGUCUCAAAAGGAUCUUCAACCAGAAUUUUCAUAUGAUCCCCGUCGACCAGGCAGCUAUAGAGCAAGCGGAUUGGCGUGGUGGCAAAUCAAGCAGCAAUUGAUUAUGCGAACUCGUUGGGCAUCCCUUUACCUUCUAAUCAGAAAGCCGAUGCUACAACAAGCCGGCUCUUUGCAUUCACCGCAGGCAACUGAAAACGAGGUUAUUUGUAUGCGUCUGGUCCAAGGAAUUAGUGAUGAUUUUAAAAAUGUACCUGAAGACCAUCAUCCCAAGUACACAUUCCCCUUUCUGCACUACCUCGCCAGUGCAACCAUCAUCGCCCUUGGUCUCAUAAUAAAACAACAUUCAUUCAAACAGACUUACGGGAGAAUGACGCUGGAAACUGCACGGUCUCUGAAGAAACACUGCCAUAAAACCUGGGUUUCAGGCAAAAUGGCUCGAGCAGUCUGGAAGCUGAACCAAAUGGCCGAGGCCACACUGAGUCCAGGCUUUUGCUCCCCUGGAGACCAGGAAAACAAUCAAAUGACAUCUUCAUCGCAGGGAUCCUCUCAAUCUCAUCAAAUUCGAGGCAUGAAUCAACAUAUUCAGGAUUGCUCUAUAUCACCAGCACAGUCGGUCUUGGAUACAACACUCAGAGCAGAUGUGACCGUGUCGGCUUCUCACCAGGGGAUCUCGCAACUUGAAAGUGACUGCCAAGCAUUGACUGGUCAACCGCUGUAUUCAAAUCUUGCUGACGGGCAUUCUAAAGUAGCACAGCCCUUGGACCUGAAAACUGAUGAGAUAAUGACCAACGACUUUGAUUUUGAACAAGGCCAGAAAAUUCUCCAUGUUUCCAGUGGUGUCCAGCGGAUGAAUUCUUUAAACGAGGCCGGUACAGCACAUGGAACCGAAAAAGGCGAGAUGAACAUAGUCAACUCGGAGAACAUGGACUUCAAUUUUCAGGAGAAGGAAGCAAAGGCAAUGACAGGGUCACAUGUGCAAGAAAUCGGACCCUUCGCACCGGAUCCAAAUGCCUGGCUGCCAGGAGAGAUCAUCGAUGGUGGAAUG